This is a messenger RNA of Lotus japonicus, 3288 nucleotides long. Its product is annotated as ABC transporter A family member 7-like. Gene Ontology annotation, molecular function: lipid carrier activity; ABC-type transporter activity; ATP hydrolysis activity. Gene Ontology annotation, biological process: transmembrane transport; lipid transport. Bases 133 to 2991 code for a protein of 952 amino acids. The record is from RefSeq and is a predicted model, not a curated record. The transcript is spliced from 18 exons. Gene Ontology annotation, cellular component: intracellular membrane-bounded organelle; membrane. Lineage: Eukaryota; Viridiplantae; Streptophyta; Magnoliopsida; Fabales; Fabaceae.
GCGGUUAAGAAAACAAGACAAAUUCAACGGUUUGAACUGAACUACAGAGCGAGAAAAAAAGACGCAAGAACAGAACAGAACAGAGUAUCAUCACUCAGCAGCGUGCUCAUUCGUUAGCCUCUGUAUCCAGGCAUGGAAAAUGGAGGAAACACACAGAAUGAACCUGCGAGAUUCUGGACUCAAGCAAACGCGCUUCUCAGGAAGAAUUUAACCUACCAGAAGCGAAACGUGAAGACGACGGUUCGCCUAAUCUUGUUCCCUUUCGCGGUGUGUCUGUUGCUGGUGCUCAUUCAAAAGCUGCUUGAUAACCAACUUGACAAGGCUAAAUACACGUGUGGCUGCACGUGUGAAAAUUCACAAGGGGAGGGUCAGUGUGUAGAGGAAGUGUGUGGGAUUGAGUAUUCGGAUUUGGAUCAAGUUAGCACGUGUUCCGUUCCGACCCCUCCCGAAUGGGCUCCUUUGAUGCAAUUUCCCGCUCCGAAAUACCGAGCUGUGAGAACGGAGUUUCUUCCGAAUUCUGAUUUUCCAAAUUCGUCCUGUAGAACCGGUGGCUCGUGCCCGGUUACUAUGUUCUUCACCGGCAAUAACCAGUCACUAGGACAAAUUUUGUAUGGGAAUAUGAUCCCAAGUACCCUUAACAUGAAUAACUCUGAUACUGUGGGUAGUUUGGCAUCAAAUGUCAUGGGAUCAGCAUCCUACACAGAGAACACCAAUUUUCUGGAACCUGCUUUCUAUUCAGAUCUUCCCAUUUAUUAUCUACAAAGCCAGUGCACGCAGCAGAACUCUACAUUCUCCAUUCCUGUCCAAAUAUCAACAACUACCAGGCAGCAAGAGGUAAGAUGUGCUCAAGGUUUACGUUUAUGGCGUAAUAGUUCUUCUGAGGUGAACAGUGAGCUAUUUAAAGGUUAUAGAAAAGGUAACACACAGAGACAGAUCAAUGAGAUAGCUGCAGGUUAUGAUUUUCAAAAUUCAAAUGGGAAUAUAUUUAAUGUCACCAUAUGGUACAACUCAACCUACAAAAAUGACACUGGCUCUAACGCCAUUGCAUUGGCGCGUAUUCCUCGUUCUGUAAAUCUGGUAUCAAAUGCCUACCUUCAAUUUCUGCUGGGGUCUGGUACCAAAAUGUUCUUUGAGUUUGUGAAGGAAAUGCCUAAACCUGAGACUCAAAAUAAGUUUGAUUUGUCUUCUCUUUUGGGUGCUCUCUUCUAUACAUGGAUUAUCCUGCAACUUUUCCCCGUUGUCCUGACAUCGCUAGUUUAUGAGAAACAACAAAAAUUAAGGAUCAUGAUGAAAAUGCAUGGUCUGGGUGAUGGGCCAUAUUGGAUGAUUUCAUAUGGUUAUUUUCUUGCCAUAUCUGUUAUCUACAUCUUGUGUUUCGUGAUAUUUGGCUCAGUCAUAGGGUUGAAAUUCUUCACAAAGAAUGACUACAGUAUCCAAUUCGUGUUUUAUUUCCUCUAUAUAAAUUUACAAAUUUCACUGGCAUUUCUAUUGGCGUCUCUGUUCUCAAAUAUUAAGACAGCUACAGUAAUUGCCUAUAUGGGUGUGUUUGGAACUGGGUUAUUAGGUGGCUUUCUUUUCCAAUUUUUGAUUCAAGAGGAAUCGUUUCCAAGAGGGUGGAUCAUUGUUAUGGAGUUAUAUCCAGGGUUUUCCUUAUUUCGUGGGUUAUAUGAAUUUUCACAAUCUUCCUUCACUGGGGAUGCUUUGGGGACUCAUGGUAUGCGGUGGGGAGAUUUGAGUGAUAGUACAAAUGGCAUGAAAGAGGUCUUUAUUAUCAUAUUCGUGGAGUGGCUUUUGGCUCUUAUUUUCGCUUAUUACAUGGAUCAAGUUUUGACAUCAGGAAGUGGAAAAAGCCCUCUUUUUUUCUUGAAAGGAUUUCAGAAAAAUCGUAGCUCAUCUUUUCGGAAGCUUAGUCUCCAAAGGCAGGAGUCUAAAGUUUUUGUUGAUAUGGAGAAACCUGAUGUUAAUCAAGAGAGGGAGAAGGUGGAGCAGCUAAUACUUGAACCAACUUGUAAUCAUGGAAUUGUAUGUGACAACCUGAGAAAGGUCUAUCCGGCGAGGGAUGGUAACCCAGCGAAAUUCGCAGUGAGAGGAUUGUCCCUUGCUCUACCUCAAGGGGAAUGCUUUGGUAUGCUUGGUCCCAAUGGUGCUGGGAAGACUUCUUUUAUCAACAUGAUGAUUGGUCUCACGAAGCCAUCCUCUGGUACAGCACUUGUUCAAGGUCUUGACAUAAGAACUGAUAUGGGUGGGAUAUAUACUAGUAUGGGUGUAUGCCCACAACAUGACUUGCUGUGGGAUGUUUUGACUGGAAGAGAGCACCUGCUCUUUUAUGGCAGACUUAAAAAUCUUAAAGGUUCAGCCUUAACACAAGCAGUGGAAGAAUCUUUGAAAAGUGUAAAUCUUUUUCACGGAGGAGUUGCUGAUAAACAAGCUGGAAAAUACAGCGGCGGAAUGAAGAGGAGGCUUAGUGUAGCAAUUUCAUUAAUCGGAGAUCCUAGAGUUGUUUAUAUGGAUGAGCCCAGUACUGGAUUAGACCCAGCAUCAAGAAACAGCUUAUGGAAUGUUGUUAAGCGUGCUAAACAAAAUCGCGCAAUCAUUCUCACAACACAUUCCAUGGAAGAGGCAGAAGUCCUAUGUGAUCGGUUGGGAAUAUUUGUAGAUGGUAGCUUGCAGUGCAUAGGAAAUCCAAAGGAGCUGAAAGGCAGGUAUGGAGGAACUUAUGUGUUCACGAUGACAACAUCUGUGAAUCAUGAAAAGGAUGUUGAGAACUUGGUGCAGAAGCUUUCCCCAAAUGCUAACAAGAUUUAUCAUAUCUCUGGUACUCAGAAGUUUGAGUUGCCAAAAGACGAUGUUAGAAUAGGGAGUGUAUUCCAAGCUGUUGAAACUGCAAAGAGAAACUUCACAGUUUCUGCAUGGGGUUUAGCUGACACCACACUGGAAGAUGUCUUCAUUAAGGUUGCACGUGGGGCUAAGGCAUUUGACAUCUUGUCAUAAUUCUAUUCACAUUGUACUGCUAGUCUAAUGUCUAUAUUGGUGAGGGUCUCUAUUGAGUGUCUGCAAUAUUUGUAUGUCGAGUAUCAUUACUGAAAACUUUAUUACUUGUAGAAUAUCACGAGCGUGUACAGCUCUAGGAAUUUUCAUGGUUUCCUUUGUAAUAUUCUUUCUAGAGUUUAGUUUACAUCCAUAAUAUUUUUCCAUGUUUCAUUUUUGGGAGUUUCUUAUUUUAAUUUAUGGAUGAUGUAGAAAAAUAGUGAAUAUUGAUUUGAAGUCAGUGUAAAACUUUUUCAAACA